AAAAUCACUCCUGGGACUCUUGGCCCCUGUGUUUUGUUACUUGCACUAGGCACCACGAGUGGCCAAGGAAGCCGGGGCUCUGGGAUACCUGUUCCUGCUAGCUGGUGUAUUGAUUUGUUUUGUCUAUUUCAGAGACUAGAGAGGUGCAUGGGCAUUGUGACGUCGCUGACCAAUGGGGUGUCGGAGAGGGAAGCUAACGAUGCCCUAAAUGCUCACGUGUGCAAAGGAGCCCCUCAGCAUGAGGAGAUCUGUCUUGGCCUCUUCACCCUGGUCCUCACAGAGCCGGCUCAGGCACAGAAGUGUUACCGGGACCUGGCGUUGGUGAGCCGAGAUGGCAUGAACAUUGUUCUAAACAAGAUCAACCAGAUUCUCAUGGAAAAGUACUUGAAGCUGCAGGAUGCCUGUCGGACUCAGCUGGUGUGGCUGCUGCGGGAGCUGGUGAAGAGCGGGGUGCUCGGGGCAGAUGGCGUCUGCAUGACCUUCAUGAAGCAGAUUGCAGGUGGGGAUGUGACGGCGAAGAAUAUCUGGCUGGCAGAGAAUGUCCUUGACAUACUGACUGAGCAAAGAGAGUGGGUGCUGAAGAGCAGUAUCCUGAUUGCCAUGGCCGUGUACACCUACCUGCGGCUCAUCGUGGACCAUCACGGCACCUCGCAGCUCCAGGCCCUGCGCCAGAAGGAGGUGGACUUCUGCAUCUCCCUGCUCCGGGAACGGUUCAUGGACUGCUUCAUGAUUGGCCGGGACCUGGUGAGACUCUUGCAGAACGUUGCUAGGAUACCCGAGUUUGAACAGCUCUGGAAAGACAUUAUCCACAAUCCGCAGGCGCUGAGCGCCCAGUUCACAGGUGUCCUGCAGCUCCUUCAGUUGAGGACCUCUCGCAAGUUCCUGGCCUGUCGUCUCACCCCUGACAUGGAAACCAAGCUGCUCUUCAUGACAUCCCGGGUGCGGUUUGGCCAGCAGAAGCGGUACCAGGACUGGUUCCAGCGGCAGUACCUGUCCACCCCAGACAGCCAGUCCCUGCGCUGCGACCUCAUCCGCUACAUCUGUGGGGUGGUCCAUCCGUCCAACGAGGUGCUGAGCUCCGACAUCCUCCCUCGCUGGGCCAUCAUUGGCUGGCUGCUCACCACCUGCACGUCCAACGUUGCUGCUUCUAAUGCCAAGCUUGCCCUGUUCUACGACUGGCUCUUCUUCAGCCCCGAGAAGGACAACAUCAUGAACAUAGAGCCGGCCAUUCUGGUGAUGAAUCACUCCAUGAAGCCCCACCCUGCCAUCACAGCCACGCUGCUGGACUUCAUGUGCCGGAUCAUUCCCAACUUCUACCCGCCGCUGGAGGUUCACGUCCGGCAAGGCGUGUUCAAUUCCCUCACCCACAUCGUGGAGAAGCGAGUCCUGGCACCCCUGGCCCCUCUGUUUGACAACCCCAAGCUGGACAAGGAGCUCCGUGCCAUGCUGAGGGAGAAAUUCCCGGAAUUCUGCAGCUCGCCCUCACCGCCCAUCGAAGGUAGAGCACCCGGGUCCUCCGGGAGAGGGGGGCUUUCCUGGCCAGCUCACGGCUCUUGGAGCUGCAGGCUCACUGAGGCAGCACUACAUUGGGGGGCUGGAGCUUUUCAGCCAUUUGUUUUCUCCACUGCAGGGAAGAAGAGGGAAUUCAGGUUCCAUCCAAUCAAAGAAACCAUCGUUGAGGAGCCCGUUGACAUCACACCUUUCCUGGACCAGCUGGACGAGUCUUUGAAGGAUAAAGUCCUGUUACUGCAGAAGGGCAGCGAUACGGAAGCCCAGUGUGAGGUCAUGCAGGAAAUUGUGGAUCAAGUCCUGGAGGAGGACUUUGACUCCGAGCAGUUAUCCAUCCUCGCGUCCUGCCUGCAGGAGCUAUUUAAGGCUCACUUCCGCGGGGAGGUCUUGCCAGAAGAAAUCACAGAGGAGUCUCUGGAGGAAUCGGUGGGGAAGCCGCUUUACCUAAUAUUUAGGAACCUCUGCCAGAUGCAGGAAGACAACAGCAGCUUCUCUCUGCUGCUCGAUCUCUUGUCUGAGCUCUAUCAGAAACAGCCCAAGAUUGGCUACCACCUUCUCUACUACCUGAGAGCCAGCAAAGCGGCGGCAGGGAAGAUGAACCUGUACGAGUCGUUCGCCCAGGCCACGCAGCUGGGGGACCUGCACACCUGCCUGAUGAUGGACAUGAAGGCCUGCCAGGAGGACGAUGUGCGGCUGCUCUGUUACCUCACCCCCUCCAUAUACACCGAGUUCCCCGACGAGACCCUACGGAGCGGGGAGCUGCUGAACAUGAUUGUCGCCGUCAUAGACUCGGCCCAGCUGCAGGAGCUGGUGUGUCACGUCAUGAUGGGGAACCUGGUGAUGUUCCGAAAAGAUUCGGUGCUCAACAUCCUGAUUCAGAGCCUGGACUGGGAGACGUUCGAGCAGUACUGCACUUGGCAACUCUUCCUGGCACACAACAUUCCCCUGGAGACCAUCAUCCCCAUCCUGCAGCACCUCAAGUACAAAGAGCACCCAGAGGCGCUGUCCUGUUUGUUGCUCCAGCUGAGGAGAGAGAAGCCCAGCGAGGAAAUGGUGAAGAUGGUGCUGAGCCGGCCCUGCCAUCCGGACGACCAGUUCACCACCAGCAUCCUGCGGCACUGGUGCAUCAAACACGACGACCUACUGGCCGAGCACAUCAAGUCCCUGCUGAUCAAGAACAACAGCCUGCCGCGGAAACGCCAGAGCUUGCGCAGUUCAAGUAGCAAACUGGCCCAGCUGACGCUGGAGCAGAUCCUGGAGCACCUGGACAACCUCCGGCUCAACCUGACCAACACCAAACAGAACUUUUUCAGCCAAACGCCGAUCCUGCAGGCGCUGCAGCACGUCCAGGCCAGCUGCGACGAAGCCCACAAGAUGAAGUUCAGCGACCUCUUCUCCCUGGCAGAGGAGUACGAGGACUCCUCCAGCAAGCCCCCGAAGAGCCGCCGGAAGGCCGCGCUGUCCAGCCCCCGCAGCCGGAAGAACGCCGCCCAGCCAGCCAACAACGAGGAGGAGUCUGCCUCCAGCAGCGCCUCGGAGGAAGAGGACACCAAGCCGAAACCCACCAAACGGAAACGGAAAGGCUCGUCCGCCGUGGGCUCGGACAGUGACUGAGGGGCGUGGCCCCGUGCCCAGCUCCACCCUGGCCCGCUGUGGCAAGUGGCAGCAGCGGCUCUGGAAGUCCCUGCAAAGCGGCAGCCGCCGCCCCAGUGGUUGUGGAGCAGCUGGGCAAAGCGGUCCCCAGGCUGGGAGCGAGCGAGGCGCACGCUGUCUGUCUGUGGCUGCACCCGCCACGUGACUGCAGCCUCCUGCCGGCGGCACCACGCUGCCACCCCGGCCCCACCGGGCUGACGUCUGAGUCCCUUUCUAACGGAAUUGUGGGGUGACUGGCUGGAGCAAGCGCCUCUUUCCGUGGCCUCCGGGUGCCAGGCCAAGGGGCACGGCCCUGAGUCCCCGGGAGAGGGGGCAGCCGGGGCAACUUCAGCAGCAGGCAGGCCAGGCCCCUGCGUCCGGGGGCUGGACAGGAAACCAGACAGGCUGCGGACCAAUGGCCUCCUAUUUUCAUAUAAGAAAUGUAAAUAAAUAGUGAGAACUGGCUUGCUGCUCCGAGACGCUUCCAGGAGGGGACCCCAGGCUUACCUGUGCCAGGGCAGCCAACGGCCUGGGGCACCUGCCCACCAUUCCCCGGCCGUGCUGGCUCAGUUCCCACCUGCGAUUUUCACCACAAUCCAGAGCCUUGGCCCCGCAACAGCCUCUAGCUUCCGCCGCGGAGCGGGCACUGCCCAGGAAAGCCCAGCCAGCGGGGCAGAGACCAGCCCCCGGAGCCCAUUCGCUGCUAGCAGGACGAGCUGGGGCUGGGAGUCCGAAAAGAGCCAAACCCCCUGAGCAGCCACUGCCCCCCAAUCUCUUCCCUGCGAGCCAAGCCCCCCAAGCUGGGAGGAGGAGCAGAACGGGCCGCACCGGUGCUGAAGACACCUGCUUGGCAGAACUGUUCACAGGCGGGCGGCCCGGCGAGGCUGGAGAGUCAAAGCUCUUUCCCCAGAGAGAUUCGCCUUUUAAAGUGUUUUUAAAACUACAAUAAAACUGUCCAACGUUUUGUA
Molecule: messenger RNA, 4109 nt
Organism: Chrysemys picta bellii (western painted turtle)
Lineage: Eukaryota; Metazoa; Chordata; Testudines; Emydidae
Source: RefSeq, a predicted model, not a curated record